Prunus armeniaca (apricot) is the source of this 327-nucleotide messenger RNA. The record is from the annotation of a GenBank genome assembly. Lineage: Eukaryota; Viridiplantae; Streptophyta; Magnoliopsida; Rosales; Rosaceae.
AUGUUUUUCAAGAUAUCCUGGACAUUGAAUGCUUUAGCAAAUAAGUUUGGGGUGGCGGUGGUUGUGACCAACCAAGUGGUGGAUUUUAUUGGGCUAGAUGAUGGAAUCAAUGGAGUGAGAUUGGGUAACUUGGGGUGCUUGCAUACAUUAGACAGACGGGUGAGUCCAGCUUUGGGACUGGCUUGGGCACAUUGCGUCAAUUCAAGGGUGUUCUGGACAAGACAUGAGGAAUCUGUUGGGGUUAACAGUCAUAAUGCUCUUUCUACAACUAUAUCCAGUCAAACACAUAGGAUACUUCACCUUGCAUUUGCCCCAUGCAUCAUCUGA